GGUGUUUACUCCAUCCCGGUUUGUACCGAACCUGAACCUGUAGGGUGCUAGGAACAAGCUUUGGAGAGCUUUGCUUCUGGUCCACACUAUUUAGUCACAUCAGUAAUGACUUGAGUCACAUCUUUUGAGGCAUUUUUAACAAUAUAUAAAUGUUCUAACUUCAAUACAAGCUCUUCAUUUAACUAAGCAAUGCAAUGCUGUCACAAACUUGGUCACAUAUCACUUUAUAUUACAUGAACUUGUUUGGUUAGGCGAGUUGUAGUAUAUUACUAUGUAGAUAAUUUAGACAGGGGGCAUGGAGAUUGGGGUGACAGCAUUGGGCCAGUAACCAAAAGGUUGCAGGUUCAAAUCCUUGAGCUGACAAGGUGAGCUGACAAAGCUGCCCCCUGAACAAGGCAGUUAACUCACUGUUCCUAGGCCGUCAUUGAAAAUAAGGAUUUGUUCUUUAACUGACUUGGCCGAGUUAAAUAAAGGUUAAAUUAAAUGUCAGACUUGCUGCUUGGCCAUCCACAGCCCGUAGCCAUGGAAACCACUCAAUAACGCCACGUAGCCUCUAGUGGGCUUUCUCAAGCUCUCCGCUGCUUAGGUUUUUUUUAAUUCGUAUUUUUUUGUCGUUGUUGUUGAUAACAUGGCUAAUUUAUUUAGUUAGUUUUCUGAGUUUUGUAGUAAUCGGUGCGUCGUAUUAGCGUGAUGCACCCCACAGCCAGCCCGAAGGUGAUGAGACGAGCGGCUUCUCUCGGCACCGCCGGGGACUUGGGCCGCUAUGGACCGCUCUCCGGUCGUCGUGGUCCGGGGUUACAAAUACCGGGAGGAAGGCUGGCCGGAGUCAAGCCGAUUCAUGUCCAUACAUUAAGGAGAAAAUGCCCUCUGAGCGACUCCAGGGACCGAAAGGAUUCCACCUGGAAUGUGGAGGGGUCUACUUCCUCCUUCCUGGGCAGAGAGGCGUCUCCGUUGUCCCGGCUGGGCACCUCCGAUAAUAACUACCCAGAGAAAGACAUCUCUGAGAGACACUUUCGGUUGGAUAAGACAUGGAAGAAUGACAGCAGGAUGUAUCCCAAGUGUGAUUUCCGAGAUGAGCGUCCCAUGAAGCCUAGCGGCUCCAUCCCUCCCCUGCCCAGAGACUACCAGAUCCACCGGUCGGGCCACCUCCACCACUAUACCCUCCACAAGGAGCUUUCCCAUGCCCCUGCUCGCCCCUGCGCCUUUGGCUCUUAUGACCUGGCGUCAGUUCCUGCCAUCCUGCUGCCAGCUGCAGCCUCGCUCAAUGGAAGAAACCCCUUCUCUACAGAAGUCUACAAGAACAGACCAAGAGUAAAUAACAGAACCUGCGGUCUUUUCACAAUAGGAGCUAAUCAGAAAUCCCAGUCGUACCCAGACCCGGUAAGCGGAGCCCCGUCAGCCUCAAUCAUCCAGAGACUGUCUGAGAUCGCUUCUCUGGAGGGAGAGACGGUCAGGCAGGAGAAGAUCAAGAAGAUUAAGAAGAACAGGAGACAGGACUCCUGACACAACCUGUCUAUCAGCCAAUCAGAGAGCAGAGGUCACAGUUCAAGGCUGUGACCCCAUACGCAGUGCCAAUGCCGCCUGAACAAAGAAAACACUUAGGGAAAUAUAAACCUUUUUCUUGUUUAAAUAUAAUCUGACUUUGUAAAAGCUUGUUGGUGCUAUGUAAUAGCAAAGUGUAAUUCAAUAUUUUGACUUGUACUACUGUUCAAAAUUUGGGGUCACUUAGACUUGUCCUUGUUUUUUAAAAGAAAAUCACAUUUUUUUUUGUCCAUUAAAAUAAUAUAUAAUAAUAAUAUA
Messenger RNA from Oncorhynchus keta (chum salmon), 1800 nucleotides. RefSeq lists its product as uncharacterized. The transcript is spliced from 7 exons. The coding region runs from base 691 to 1503 and encodes 270 amino acids. NCBI's taxonomy places the organism in Eukaryota, Metazoa, Chordata, Actinopteri, Salmoniformes, Salmonidae. The record is from RefSeq and is a predicted model, not a curated record.